Messenger RNA from Peromyscus californicus insignis, 3845 nucleotides. RefSeq names its product chaperonin containing TCP1 subunit 8 like 2 (gene Cct8l2). Gene Ontology annotation, molecular function: ATP binding; ATP-dependent protein folding chaperone. Lineage: Eukaryota; Metazoa; Chordata; Mammalia; Rodentia; Cricetidae. The transcript has a single exon. Gene Ontology annotation, cellular component: chaperonin-containing T-complex. The record is from RefSeq and is a predicted model, not a curated record. Bases 2145 to 3833 code for a protein of 562 amino acids. Gene Ontology annotation, biological process: protein folding.
UACAAGUACGAGGCACCAAACCUGGUUUCUUUCCAUUUUAGUUUACUUUACUUAUUUAUUUUUUAAUUCUGUGUAUUUGUGUGAGUCCAUGUGGAGAUAUGUGCACAUGUCGUCUGCAGGUGCCCAAAGACCAAAGGAUUACUGGAUCCUUUGGAACUGGAGUGUCAGGCAGUUGUUAGCCACCAGACGCCAGAUGUGGGUUCUGAGAAGCCCCUCUCCAGGCCCCUGGGCUCUUUUAGAAUGAUUUUAGUUUUACAGAACAAUCCCGCUUGUUUUUCUUCCUAUACGAUGAUCUGCUCACUGAAUUUCCGUCCACUCUGCUAGCUUCCCCUUCCCUUGCAGCGGCCCUUGGGUGACAGCAUUAAGACUAUGUCCACCAUCCCCCCAGGGCUCCAUGCCACCAUUCGAUCACGAUCUGUGCUGCUUUAGGUUCCAGGUUCUGUGUCUCUCAGAGACAACUGUCAGUAAACGUGAAAAAUGGAUGGCAUCGUUGUGACUUUCCUCCAACCUCAACUGACACCUUUGUCUUCACACCAGGCACUCCCCCUUACAUCUGUCAAAGGCUAGGUUCAUUCCCUACAAAUUUGUUUCCUCUUCAAGUUUCCAAGUCCUGCCUGUGUGUUUCAGCUGGCACUGGUCACAGUGGGCACUCAAGAGGUACUUGUUAGACUAUAUUAUAAGCAUCAAUACUCCGACAAAUCCAACAGGGAUAAAGAACAGGGGAGGACAGGGGGAGGCUUCGAGUCUUGGAGGCCAGGAGCUUGUUGUUGUUGUUGUUCUGCUGUUUUGAGACAGGGUGUCUGUCUAGCCUGGAAUUUACUACGUAGACCAGGCUAGCUUUGAACUCAUAGAGUGCAGUGCCAUGGCUGGUUUUCUAAAUUUUGUUUUGUUUUGCUUUGUUUUUUGAGUUAGAGUCUCACUAUAUAGUCUUAGCUUGCCUGGAACUCACUAUGUAGACCAGGCUGGCUUCAAAAACGUAGAGGUCUGCUUGUCUUUGCCUCUCAAAUGCUAGAAUUUAAAGGUGUGAGCCACCAUCCCCAGCUUUAAAAAAAAAUUUUUUUAAUAUUCUGAAUAUCUGAGUGUGGGUGUAUGCAAACAAACCCAGGUGCUGGCAGAUGCCAGAGGAGUUAGGUUCCCUGGAGCUUGAGAUAUAGGUAGUUGUGAGGUGCUCAAUGUGAGUGCUGGGGUUAAUUCAGGGUCUUCUGUAAAAGCGGUGUAUGCUGUAGUCUGAAUUUUGUUCUGUAAAACAGGGUCUUGCUGUGUGGCCCCAGUUGGCCUCCAAUCAAAGUAAUCCUCCUGCAUUCCCCUCCCAAGGACAGGGUGUGUAGGUGUGUACCACCACACUCCAUUCUGCCAGGUUUUUGUCUUGUUGAGACAGGCUCUCACAACCUAGCCUUGACUAGCCUAGCCCUCCCUCUGUAGUUACCAGGCUGUCCUCAAAGCGGUGACAAUCCUCUCGGCCCUGCCUCCUGGGUACUACAAUGAGGCUCUGUCUGGUUAGGUUUGUAUUCGGGUCUUUUGUUGUUGGUCUUUGUUUUUAGUCCAUUUGCUUUUGGAGACCUUCUCACUUUAUAGCCUAGGCUGGCAUGGAAUUUGUGGCAAUCCUGCCUCAGCCUCCCGAUGCUGGGGUUCCAGGGACACCCACUGCAUGGGCAGCUGUGUCACGUUGUAUUACUACUUCUGGUUUUGGUUUUGGGUGCUACGUAGGACACCCCCAGCCUCGGUUCCCUCUCAAAACGAGCAAAGAGAGCCGACGAGGCUUCCUCAGGGAUUUUGACACUAGAGGGAUUUGGAUUGUUUGGUUUUGCCCCUCUCUCGGGGUCUCCUCACUCAUGCUCACUGUCCCUCUGUGACUUCAUUCUUUGUCUCUGGUUCCAUUCCCUACUCUGUGACGUCAUCAGAGGUGCCGUUUGCGCAUGUGAGUCGGAGGGCUCGCCAGCCUGGUUUGCUCAGACUCAGCUUUGGAGACGGGUCUGGAACUGAGCUCCCUGUACCUCAUCCUCGGAAGCAAAGUGGAGAUCCACUUCCGGUUGGCUUCUACCUGGAGCAGGUGAUGUGCAUUUGGCUUCUGGAGCAGCUUCCAAGAGGCCAAGGGUGUAUCUACUGCCAUUUCUAGAGUUCCUUUAAUGGUUAGAGUCUAACCCAUGGCGGUCUCCCCACCAUCCCAGGCCAAGCAAAACAAAGUCCCAUCAGCCUUAGAACUGCCCCAGAGGCUGGCACCAAGCCUAGAGCAAAAACCGGAGUCUCUAGGAGAGGAACAUUCGUGCAUACUGAGGGCCACAGCUGCAGCUCAGACCCUAGCCAGUAUCAUCCGGCCUUGCUAUGGCCCCUAUGGCCGGCAGAAGUUCCUGGUGACUGCUAAGGGGCAAACCGUUUGUACAGGUCAUGCCGCUGUCAUCCUCAGGGCUCUGAAACUGGAGCACCCAGCUGCCCAGUUUGUCCGAGAAGUAGCCCAAACACAGGCAGAGAACACUGGGGAUGGCACAGCCUUUGUAGUUCUCCUGACUGAAGCCUUGCUGGACCAGGCCCAGCAUCUUUUGUGGGCUGGCUUAGCUCGAACCCAGCUCCGGGAGGCCUUAGCCACGGCCACAGCAGAAGUCCUGACAGCUCUGCCUUCCCUGGCCAUCCGCGCUCUAGGGCCUUUGGAAGACCCAUCCUGGGCCCUCUAUUCUGUGAUGAACACCCACGCCCUCUCCCACACAGAGUAUUUAACCAAGCUCGUGGCUCACGUGUGCUGGGUUAACAGGGAGCCAAAUGGCAGCUUCAAGCCUGAGCGUAUUGGCGUGUGCAUGCUGCAGGGGGGGACGCUGAAUGAUUCUCAGAUUCUCACGGGGUUAGCAAUAUCUGGGAAGCCCUGUGGACAAAAGACCGAGGUGCUAGCUAAUGCCAGGGUGGCCCUGUUUAUUUGCCCCUUUGGUCCGACGAAUACAUUUGCCCUGGCCACACCCUGUCUCUCCAGCUCUGAAGAACUACUAAGAUUUCGGAAACAAAAUGAACAAGUGGAAAACCAAGUAACCGAGCUGGCUGCAAUGGACAUUAAUGUGGCAGUGGUAUGGGGGGAAGUUAAUGAGAAUUUGGUGCUCCAGGCUGACAGUUGUGGCAUCAUGGUGAUUCAAGCCAAAUCCCGAAAGGAGAUGGUCUACCUGAGUGAGAUGAUGGGUACUCCUCUGCUCACGCGGCUGCUUCCGCCCCCGGAGCAGGGGAAGUGCCAGAAGGUUUACAGGCAGAAGUUUGGAGACAGUGUGGCAAUGAUGUUUGAGUGGGAAAACGAGAGGUCACCUUUUUUCACGGUGCUCCUUAGGGGACCUACCAUCCAGGGACUUCGGGGUGCAGAGCAGGCUGUCUACCACGGCAUUGAUGCAUUUUCCCAGUUGUGUCAAGAUCCCAGAGUGCUGCCAGGAGCUGGUGCUACAGAAAUGGCUCUAGCAAAAAUUCUGGUGGACAAAGGCAGCCGACUGGCAGGCCCCGACGGUCUGGCCUUCCUAGCAUUUGCCCAAGCCCUGCGUUCUCUGCCUAAAACCUUGGCCGAGAACGCAGGCUUAGCUGCCCAACGUGUGAUGGCAGAAAUGAGUGGAAUUCACCAAGCUGGGAACUUCCUCGUUGGAGUGGGAGCAGACGGGAUCAUAAACGUAGCCCACGAAGGGGUGUGGGACAUACUCAGGGCCAAAGCCCAAGGCCUACGAGCUGCCGCUGAGCUGGUGCAGCAGCUGGUGGCUGUCGAUGAGAUCAUAGUGGCCAAGAAGACUCCUGUCUAUCAGCAGAUUACAAAACCCACCUCGAAGGCCAAGGGAUCCUCACCCCUGAAAGAAAAAUUUUUUGGAAAGUACAUAUAGCAACAUGCUAAA